UUGAAGAAGCAGAGAGAGAUUCGCUCACAUUGACAUAAGGGGAUAGUUUGUGGAUAAAUUCUCCUUGAGGACAUGCAAAGAUCUUCUCGUAUGCAACGUGAACUGAGCAUUCUAACAAAAGAGCCACCGCCUGGAAUCUCUUGCUGGGCGAUUGAUGGUCAAAUUGACAAACUUCAAGCAGAAAUUUUAGGUUCAAAAGACACCCCUUAUAAUGGAGGCUGUUUUAGGCUGGAAAUACAAAUUCCCGAGAGGUAUCCAUUUCAUCCUCCUAAAGUUCGCUUUGUCACAAAGAUCUAUCAUCCCAAUAUUGAUGGAAGUGGUCGGAUCUGUCUUGAUACACUUCAGAUGCCUCCGAAGGGAGCUUGGAAACCAGCAUGGAACAUUUCCACUGUGCUGACAUCAAUCCAGCUUCUUAUGGCAGAACCAAACACUGAUGAUCCUCUUGUUUCAGAAAUUUCUGAUGAGUAUAAAUACAACAGACCACAGUUUAUUAAAAAAGCAGAGGAAUGGACUCAGAAAUUUGCAGCCGGUCAGAAAGUAUCAGCUGCAUCAGUUAAGGAUUCACUGACUGGGGCAAACAAAGAAGCUGAGGACAACAGUGACUCAGAGAGUGACACCAGUGAUGAGGAUGAAAAUGAAAAUGAAAACAAACCUCCUACCCACCCCACCCAGGGUGUCAAGAGAGCAGCACCUGCCCAACUCCCUGGAAAAACCAAAACACUCAGACCAAGUAAUUAUUAGACAGGCUUGGAAAGGAACUGGAAUUGAAAUUAAUGCUUUGCAAAAUUAUCAAUGCAAGGGGUUGUAUGCCUUUGUUUUGUAAGCCCUAUAUAAUGCAUGAUUAGUUUAUAAAUAAAGAAUGUUGCAGAAUGCUAUACAAUAUAUUUAUAAUCUUUUGAAUAAGAUGAAAAUAACAUUGAUAGUGUUGCUGAAGUAGUGAGAAUGUACAGUAAUUAGCUA
Molecule: messenger RNA, 960 nt
Organism: Pocillopora verrucosa
Lineage: Eukaryota; Metazoa; Cnidaria; Anthozoa; Scleractinia; Pocilloporidae
Product: ubiquitin-conjugating enzyme E2 T-like
Source: RefSeq, a predicted model, not a curated record